AUGAUUUUCAACGAUGGCCUCAUGACUCUCAUGGCGGCCGGCGGGAAUUCCAAGAGCCGCUUUCCGACAGCAGAGCAGGUACAGACCCUCUUCGAAAGAUCCGUGGAGACGGAUCACAUCGACGUUUUCAUUGGGCACUCUUGGAGCGCUGGGCGCUGGCAGAAGUACUUGGCUCUCUGCCUCUAUUUCAACUUGGAGAGAGCGCUGUGGUGUUCCAUCGCAGCGUGGAGUUUAGUUGCCGGUCUUUUCUUGGGAGUGGGUGGCUUGACGAGUCUUGGUGGCAGCUACCUCGCCCUUCCAUGCCUCGUAUACUUGCCAAUGGCUGUGUUUUUUGUCACCCUGCUUUUCGGGCAGCAGCUUGUGGGCGCUGUUUGUGGGCUCGGCUCACCCUCGCUGUGGCUGGACAGGCUCUGCGUUCAUCAGACGGACGAGGAGCAGAAGGCAGAGCAAAUAGCAGCCCUUCCCAUCUUUGCCACCUCGCAUUUUGCUUUGCGUUACCACCGUGCCCAAGCGCCGCACCAUGCCACUGGUGGUGCGAUGCGCCGUGUCUUGCACGCUGCCGCUCAUGAUACUCGCACCUUGGAACGCAUGCGCAUUCCCUUCACGCCUUGCGUGUGCGGUGACCCGCUCCCCACGCGCACGCAUGUCACCUUCGACUGCCCGGCUAUGCCUUCCCCUCUGGCUCAUCGCUCCUCUGCAGAGCACCGUUUCUUGGUUCCCCUGCUUUCCGGGCUGAGUGCCCCUGAGUGGCAGCUCCCGGAUGUCCCUGAGGACUUGUUGCUUGCACUCUCGGACGCCGAGACGAUUGACUCUGCACUGCUGGUUGCCACCGAUGGCAGCGCCUUGCAUGCCCCUGAGGCUCAUGAUCUCUUGUGGUUCCAGCACGCAGGCUCCGCUGUGUACUGGGUUCCUGCACAUGGCCGCCAUCCCGAAUGGGAGUCGCCACUUGCUCCAGUGCCUACCGCAAAACUGCGCGCUCUCAAUGAGACUGCUGACAGCGCAGCUGGUCAAGCCACUGCGCCUUUUACCCAUGUUUUCGCUGCAGCCAAGAUGGCUGCGGCUCAAGCUGCCUCCUGGGCAGAAACUGCGGUGACCCGCCAAGCCUUGCUUGUUGCCACCUGGCACGAUGCUGUCGCCCAGGUCCUGAAGCCGAUCCUCGGCGGGGAGAGCGCGAACGGGGCCAUGCUCACCUUCGCGGCGCAAUUCAUCAUCGGGAUGAUCAGCGGGACGGUGCACUUGCCCGUGUGCAUACCGAGCUUCUUCUCCUUCCAGAUGAAGAUUCAGAGUCAUCAGCUCAUGUUGGACCAGAUGGCAAACUUUGACGUCCGUGCGGCUCAUUGCACAGUGCCUUCCGAUCGCGAGGCAAUCGAGCAGCAUGUGAAAGAGCUUUUUCAGCGAAAUGGUUUGAACAAUGACCUCCAGAAUGCCAGCCCUGUUGACGCAGGCGAAAUCUGCAUACAGAAGUUUAUUCCACUGACUGAAGAGUAUGGGAAUGAUAGUCUGGACCGGUUCAACGAAUAUGUCCGCGGGACCCUGCGUGAGUUCGUCAUCACACAGAUUGGCAAAGAGCUGUAUGUGCCAUGGCGAAUUUGUUUGAUUGCCUUCCUCCCAUUGAUCUUCUACAGCUCGGUGAAUGUCCUGGGCUGUGACAAUGGACCAUGUGAAGAGUCUGCGCGGCUGGCUGGCUUCAGUUCAGUCCCGCAGUACAUGGCAGUGCAGGCUACUGGCUGGGUCCUGUGCAUCGGUGCAGGUUACCCCCUGACCUACCCGAUCCUCCUUCGAAUGGUGAAGUUCGUGCUGUCCUAUGGCGCAGGUCCUGUGCAACUGGUGCUUGCUUUCUUAUGCUGCCCACUCGCCUACCUUUACAGCACCAUUUGCGUAAGUCUCAUCUUGGCAUCGCUCACGGCCCUUGUGGAACACUAUUCACCAGUUCAAGUUUGGGUGUUCCUUGUCAUCAUCGUUCUCUUGGCGGUCCAAGUCAUCUUGCUCUUCUCGACAGGCAGGAAGCAUGCUGACUCGUGCCGUUGCGUCAGACGGCAGGAGGCUGCGUAUGAUUCGCUCUUGCAGAACGAAGUGUAG
Molecule: messenger RNA, 2079 nt
Organism: Symbiodinium natans
Lineage: Eukaryota; Dinophyceae; Suessiales; Symbiodiniaceae
Source: the annotation of a GenBank genome assembly